Messenger RNA from Mus pahari (shrew mouse), 2070 nucleotides. It is a transcript of the gene Ccdc159, whose product is annotated as coiled-coil domain containing 159. The transcript has 12 exons. NCBI's taxonomy places the organism in Eukaryota, Metazoa, Chordata, Mammalia, Rodentia, Muridae. The record is from RefSeq and is a predicted model, not a curated record. The coding region runs from base 185 to 1474 and encodes 429 amino acids.
CACAGGGAAGAAGCGCAGGCGCCAAUGAGCUCCGCGCCUGACCGGAGUGAGCGGGCGUGGCUUACAGGAGGACCACGCCCUUCUCUGUGACUCCACCUUUGGCCUCCCCUCCUUUUCCAACGAUGGUGUCCCCAGGGGAUCAAAACUUCAGCGUCACAGCUGGGGACUGGCUUCGUGGUCCCUGAUGGGAGAGCAUGAACAGGUGGUAUGCUGUACUAGUGACCCUCUUUUGGCCGGCCUAUCCCGGGACUCUGACGACUCUGUUGCUCAUCUCUGUUCACCUCCGUUACUCGCCAUCACAUCUUGGCCUGCUAAGGAGAGGAGCAAGCACUCACAACCUCCUGGAGAGCCUGGGGCCUCCUCAGAUAAGGCUUUGGACUGUAUGACCCACUGGUCCAGGGCUUUGGAGCCCGAGAUCGUGAACACUGCUUCUGAACAAGCAGGGAAGUCCGGGGCCUGGGAGAAGGAGUGGGACUCAGAAUCGCAGCCUCAUGAGGGUGCAUCCUAUUCCGGCUCAGACUUGAACAAGGACCAUUAUCAUGACCAGGACCUUGUGAAGAGGAACCACUACAUAGCCAAGAAGUCCCUGGAGCCCAGCUCGUCCAAAGUAAAAGUUAAGAACACCAUGCUAAUUCCUGACUCUCAGAAGCUCUUGCGAUGUGAACUGGAGUCUCUCAGGACCCAGCUUCAGGCUCAGAGCAAGGCAUUCGAGUUCCUGAGUCACUCUGUGAGCAUGCUGGAGAAGGAGAGCUGCCUACAACAGAUCAGGGUCCAGCAGCUUGAAGAAGUGCUGUGCCCCACGAGCCGCCAAGGAGAGAAGUAUGGCUGUAAGUGGAGCACAGAGCAGGAGCUGUAUGGGGCCCUGGCUCAAGGCCUGCAGGGGUUGCAGAAGACACUGAAGGAAGGCGAGGAGCUGCAACGGGCCCGUACCACUCGCUGCCUGCAACUGUUGGCCCGGGAGAUCCGGGACAGCAAGAAGUUCCUGUGGGAGGAGCUGGAGCUGGUGCGGGAAGAGGUGACUUUCAUCUACCAGAAGCUCCAGGACCAGGAGGAUGAGAUCUCAGAGAAUCUCCUGAAUAUCCAGAAGAUGCAGAAAACUCAGGUGAAGUGCCGCAAGGUUCUUACCAAGAUGAAGCAGCAGGCAUAUGAUUCAUCAUCAUGGCCAGAAGCCAAGAGGGUGCCCACAGAAGGCAAUGGUUGCUGUAAGGAUGACCUCCAGAAGGAGCUGGGUGACAUAUGGUCUGCUGUUCACAGUCUGCAGAGCUCCAUUGACUGUCUUACUUUGUCCAUGGGCACCAGACCCAGGGCCUCCAGUCUCAGGGGCCAGAAAGGACGCCAGUGUAAGAGUUCUCAGUGCCCCUCCUGGGACUCUGAUUCGGACUGGGAGAGGCCUUUCAGCAAGAGCGGAUCCUACCCUUCUGGUACAGACCCUACGCAGCCCCUCUCCAUCCCUUACCAUCUGGCCCACUUGUGAUUCCCACAGUGUAGGUCUUGAGGCUGGCACUCUAUCUGGGCAUUUGGUCCCUGGCUGGCAACCCUGAGUUCUCCCGGUUCAAACCAGACCACGACCUACCUUCUCUCCCUGUAGCUUGAGCAGCUGGGACUGCUUGCCCUGAAGACCCCUCCAGAGAGAAAAUAAACUAGCUGAGACCUUCCUCCACCCUGGACUUUUGCACCUGCUGGUUCAAGAGUCUGGGGUCCUUCUCAUGCCAGCCCCAGAUAACUCUUAUCUCAAAGGAUGCAGAGACUGGCAUGACAGUGAGGCAAGACUUAGGGUGUGUUAAUUGGGCGUAUGAUCCAAGGACUCGGGAGGUAGGUGGAAGUAGGUAUAUCACUUUAAAGUUAACACAGCAAGUAUGAGACCAGCCAGAGUCACAGGUGACAGAGAAAUGAGCCAACCAAAUGGCUCACUGGGCAAAGGCACUGGCCGCCAAAUCUGAAGACCUGAGUUCGAUCCCAGGGACCCUCAUAGUGGUUGAGAACUGACUCAUGCAAAUUGUCCUCCAAUCUAAAAAUGCAUACUGGCACACACCUUGGUAAUUAAUUUUUUUUUUUUUUUUGGUUUUUUUG